Molecule: messenger RNA, 942 nt
Organism: Acinonyx jubatus (cheetah)
Lineage: Eukaryota; Metazoa; Chordata; Mammalia; Carnivora; Felidae
Product: proline-rich nuclear receptor coactivator 1
Biological process (GO): nuclear-transcribed mRNA catabolic process, nonsense-mediated decay
Cellular component (GO): nucleus; P-body
Source: RefSeq, a predicted model, not a curated record
AUGACUAUCGUUUUUGUCCUGCAGCUGGAGCCAAUUUUCCUGGGCCCCCUUUCCUUUUCUGCUCAUGGUUACUUUGGGGCCUUUCCCAUGGUGACUACCGCCUAGCUGCCUUUACCCCGCAUCCUACCCCUGACACUGUCCCACACUUUUUUCAUCCCUCAAUUCCUGGGGGAAGACUGUCCCUGUCUGAACCCACAGCCUCCCGGCCCAGCACAUCUGUCCAACUGUUAUUUAGCUACAGCAACAGGCACCCCUCUGGCAGUGCCAAAGAAGUGGCAAAAGAAGGUGCAGACCAGCCCAGUGAGGCAGCAUCCAGGCUUCCAUCAGUACCAACAGCACCGGCCAGGUGUCAAGUGUGGGUGCAGCCCCACGACUUAGAGCAGAGCACAGGAAGUAUUAGGAUAGACAACCAAUUAGGCCUUGGGUCCUGUGGCGAUAACCCAAACUGAGGAAGCCAGCCCUUACCCUGGCCUGCUGCCACCCAUGGUGCCCAGCCAACCCUCAUUCAGAAAAGAGGUUUUAAAAUCAAAGAUGGGAAAAUUGGAGAAAAUUGCCAUUCCUCACUGCCAGCUUGUUCAAGUUAUACAUUUGUGUGAACAACCAAAGACACAUAGGAAAGCAAAUAUACUUACACUAUCCAAGAUUACUCUGUAAAAAGAAAAUAACUUUUGGGUAGAUUCUGUUUCAUCUGAUAUAAUUCAGAAGCGGGAAAAGGCAUUUAUAAGUACCAAGAACAUUGGAAAUAUGCAUUUGAAGAAAUCAGCAAUUCUAACUGAAGUGAAACAAAAGGAAAAUUAUGCUGGGGCAAAGUUUAGUGAUCCACCUUUUUGUGUUCUUCCAAAGCCUCCUACUCACUGGACAGGAAGCAGCAUUGGAAACCUCAAUAAAAAUAAGGAGUUAAUGGCAGUAUAAUUAAAAACUCUCCUUAAAGUUGAAACUUAG